AUGUGUUUCCCUAUCCUAGCAGUGGCGGAGUACAGCUAUGCCGAGUACUUUGAUGGUUCUAUGGUGCCCGUGUGUCUCACUCAGGCUGAUACGUUCUGGGCAGCUUUCUUCUUCUUGUCCACCAUCUCCUUGUUCUUCGGCCUUCCUCUCGCCAUCCUCAUCAUCCUCUACUCCGUGAUCGCCUGUCACCUGAUGGCCAACCCAGGUAUUGUCGCCCCCUCGGCUCACAGCGCACUCCGCUAUCGCCGUCAGGUCGUCAUGAUGCUGGGGACCGUAGUAGUCUCCUUCUUCCUCUGUCUUCUUCCCUUCCGCGCCUUCACUCUCUGGAUCAUCCUGGAGCCACCGGAGGUCGUGUCUUCCCUCGGAGUCGACAAGUACUACAACAUUCUCUACUUUUCCAGGAUCAUGUUGUAUCUAAACUCAGCUGUAAAUCCCAUCCUGUAUAACCUCAUGUCGUCCAAGUUCCGAGACGGGUUCCGGAGACUCCUCGGUUUCAAGCCGAUCAAGCGGGAUCCGCUGAACAGGAAGGGGACGAUCACGACGACCACCACGACCACGGUGACCAACAGCUCUCAGAAGAAGAUGUCUGCAGACGCGCGGUCGCUGAAGCGCAGUGUGGUCAGAGUGCUGAGCCGAGAAGAUCGUAAACGGUCCAUCGACCUUGGAUUCACGACCAAGAUAAAGAGGCUAGGACAGACCAAGGGUUACAUCAAGUCCGAUGAGAGCUUUGUGUAG
Messenger RNA from Macrosteles quadrilineatus (aster leafhopper), 735 nucleotides. Its product is annotated as growth hormone secretagogue receptor type 1-like. Bases 1 to 735 code for a protein of 244 amino acids. The transcript is spliced from 2 exons. Lineage: Eukaryota; Metazoa; Arthropoda; Insecta; Hemiptera; Cicadellidae. The record is from RefSeq and is a predicted model, not a curated record. Gene Ontology annotation, molecular function: G protein-coupled receptor activity. Gene Ontology annotation, cellular component: plasma membrane. Gene Ontology annotation, biological process: G protein-coupled receptor signaling pathway.